Messenger RNA from Morus notabilis, 1291 nucleotides. Its product is annotated as aquaporin NIP1-2. Gene Ontology annotation, molecular function: channel activity. NCBI's taxonomy places the organism in Eukaryota, Viridiplantae, Streptophyta, Magnoliopsida, Rosales, Moraceae. The coding region runs from base 209 to 1036 and encodes 275 amino acids. The record is from RefSeq and is a predicted model, not a curated record. The transcript is spliced from 5 exons. Gene Ontology annotation, cellular component: membrane. Gene Ontology annotation, biological process: transmembrane transport.
AGAAGGAGAUCACAAUUCACAAUUAACAAAAAGGGUCUCCCUCUCUCUCUCUCUUCCAUUCCUUUUGGACGUUUAGGCAAUUUUCCCAUAACUGGAUUCUGGGUUUUUUGCUCAUUCCAACAAGGUUUGGAAGAUCAGAAAGCAGAGCAAAAACUUGUCCUUCUUUUUCAAAUUUCUCAACCCAAUACCUUCAAAUUCUGUUCCAGUUAUGGCAGAGACUUCAGCAACAAAUGGAAACCAUGUUAAUUUGAAUGUGAAAGAUGGUGAUGCAAAUCAAAGUUCUCACCACUCUCCUUGCAACACCAAUCCUUGUGUCUCUGUUCCUUUCAUUCAGAAGUUGCUUGCCGAGGUAUUGGGUACGUAUUUCUUGAUAUUUGCCGGUUGUGGCUCAGUGGUUGUGAAUUUGGACAACGAAAAAGUGGUGACUGCUCCCGGAAUUUCCAUUGUCUGGGGUUUGGUUGUGAUGGUCAUGAUUUACUCUGUUGGCCACAUCUCCGGUGCGCAUUUCAAUCCUGCGGUCACCAUUGCCUUUGCCUCUACUAAGAGGUUUCCAUACAAACAGGUACCGGCUUACAUAGCUGCUCAAGUCCUUGGAUCUACCUUAGCUAGUGGCACACUUAGGUUACUAUUUAAUGGCAGAGAUGAUCACUUUACAGGGACACUUCCAGCUGGUUCCGACAUUCAAUCGUUUGUGAUUGAGUUCAUCAUCACAUUUUACCUCAUGUUUGUUGUGUCCGGUGUUGCAACUGAUAACAGAGCGAUUGGAGAGCUUGCUGGGCUUGCCGUUGGAGCUACAGUUCUUCUUAAUGUGAUGUUUGCAGGACCGAUUUCAGGUGCAUCAAUGAACCCAGCAAGAAGCUUAGGUCCUGCUGUUGUUCACAGCCACUAUAAAGGACUAUGGAUAUACCUAGUGGCUCCAACUCUUGGCGCCAUAGCUGGUGCUUGGGUCUAUAACUUAAUCAGAUUCACCGACAAACCUCUGCGUGAGAUCACUAAGAGUGGCUCUUUCCUAAAGAGCAUUGGAGUUAGGGCGUAACGGCUCCAUUUGAUGCAAAAUAAUGUGAAAUUACAGUAUCGCCCUUUACGUUAACUCAUCAUCACUGCAAAACAAAGCCUGUAGUCUUUGGUUUUGAGAAGAAAAGGGAACUCUUGUUAAGUUUUUUUUUUUUUUUUUUUUUUUUUUUUUUUUUUUUUUUUUUUUCUAGGGUAGUUGGCUUAACAGAAAUAUUAUAAGUUGUGCCUGUUGCCAUGUCUUUUUUUUUUUAUUUUUAUUUUUACUGUCUUCCUUUUC